Struthio camelus australis is the source of this 5045-nucleotide messenger RNA. The record is from RefSeq and is a predicted model, not a curated record. Lineage: Eukaryota; Metazoa; Chordata; Aves; Struthioniformes; Struthionidae.
UGUGAAACAUGUAAUAUGCAGUAUUUGGUAUUCUGAGUACCUUAUGAACUGAUUUAUAAUUUUAACUUUACAGAAUGUGUCCUUAUGAUUUUUUUCAUAUUGGAAAAUUCACCCAUUUGAUGAUAAUAACAUUGCAAGCUAAUUUAUUGAGAUUUUUGUAAAAUUACUAGGCAACUCAGUUGCACCUGCUUGUUUCUGCCCUUUAGUUUAGCUGUCAACCAACAAUCCUGGUGAUUCACGUGUUUAAAACAUUUAAAAUGGUCUGGAUGAGAUACUGUCAUAAUCUUGUCAUUCUACCUAGAGUCUUGCAACAGUGCCAGAGUGUUAAAAGCAAAACUCCAUGAAUGCCCGUCCAUUCCCUGGGUUUCUAGCAAGACAUUCUGUUGGAUUUUUUUUUUUUUUUUUGAUGCCUGUGAAUGGGCAAACUUGAAGGCUUACCAACCCGUUGGGUAGUCUGUUUCCUGGCAAAUGGAGUAAUCACACAGAAGGAUAGUUACGUUUUUUUGGCUGUCCAAAUAACAGUAGACCAUUCUCUUGUCUGCUUAGUUAGCAUGUGUCUUAUAAUUCUUGCCUGCUCCAUGAAGAAAAUGGAGGACAUGGGCAAGGGAGGAGGAAUUUCAAAUAAACUGAAGCAAGAAGUUCAUAAAACAUGGUGCUAUUUUAGAGCAGUAGGAUGUAGCAGCAGCGAAGAGUUAUAUCUGUUCCUGUGGCCACAGAAGAUAAGUAUUGGUCUUCAUUUCAUAACUGUCAAAGUUAUGGGGCAAUCAACACUGACAUCUGAACAGUUCAGUGUUUUGAUAAGUAAUUUGGAGGUUUAUAGGGAGGUGAUGAGAUCUGCGGAUAAUAUAAAGUUAGCCUUAGCGGUCAGAACUAAUACUGACUGUAAAGGGGAUUUCUGGGUAUUGAAUGAUUUGGUGAUAGAAUGUCAAUGAUUAAAAUAAUGUGGAGGGGCAUGGAAGGAACAUACAUAUGUAUAGCACAAACAUGCAUACUUUAUGUAAGUAGUGUGAGCAUUAAGUUAGUCAGAGCCACUUAGGUAAAAUGCUCUUUUGGCAUCUCUGGAUGCUCUCUGGAAGCAUUAGCUCUAUCCUUGGUGGGCAAAAAGACAAACAGGAAUUAUUGGAAAGGAAUAGAGUAGAAAAUGGAAAGCUUCGUUAUGUUGCUACAUAAGCUCGUGGUGAAUGUGCAACUUGAACUCUGCGAUUCUGGUCAAUCUCAGAAAAACUAUAUUAGAAAAGAUAAAGAGAUGAGUGACUGUUGGCUGAUACGCGAUAGCUUCCAUAUGAGAAGUCAUUAAAUGAAUAAGGACUGGGGUGAAGAAAAGAGAUAACUGAGGCAACAUGUGAUGGAGGUCUGAAACUGUGAACGUCAUUGAGCAGGCAGAUAAGGGAAAGUUUGCCAUUUCUUUCUUAACAAGGAAUAUGCGGUAGCCAGAGAAAUGAGAAAAGGCAAUGAAUAGCUUUUUCAUGCAGAAUGUGAGAGGGAAGGAAGGUACCAAAAUCAAAGCAUUAUUCUUACUUGCUCUGUCUUUAUUUUCUUUUCUUACGCAUCUGCCACUGGUUGUUAUCAGAGACAGGAUUUUGGGCUACACAGACAUGUGUAUGACUCCGUGUGGCUGUUCUUAUAGUUUAAUGAAAGGGGGAAUUUUAGAUAAAUAGAAUACUGGCUCUGGAAUGUGACCAUGGUAGCCAGAGUUGGUGCCCUUUUAAGUGCUCGUGGUGUUGCAAACUCUCUUUCUCUAUGAGUCUCCUUGGAUCCAGUGUGAAGAAAACGAGCUCGCUGGUAAGUGCUUGUUAAAUGCUCACAAAAUGAGGAGUUAGUUGAAAUUUCCUUAUCAACCUUAAUAUUUGUGCAACUACAACUUUAACUUCAGUGUCCUCUUUGAACCUUUUGGCAUUGAAAGAAUAGCGUGUCUUGAAGACAUAUUUUGACUACAGUUAAGAAGAAAAAUUAAGGAAUAAAGGCACUCAAAGUAACAUUUGUGUGUGCGUAUGUGUAUUUGUGUGCAUGCAGAGGAAACGGACUGGAGAAAUACAAAUAUUCUAAUAAUUAGCAUCUGAACUGAAAUGUACAAAUGACAGUCUACUGCAAACCAAGAGAUUUUGCUACAGGGUAAAGUUUGCAUUCAAAAAGCAGCAUUUCAUACCAGUGACGUAACUAUAAAUGUAACUGAGUAGUACUGUCAAGUCUUAAGACAAGGAAUUGUCAUUAUCUUUUUAGUAGCUGAUUUAAAAAUAAAGGUGGAAACUCCGAGGAACUUUGUAAACAUAGUCAAGGAAUGAGUUAAAUAUAUUCUUUCACAGUAUUUGAGGCUUUCUUUAAUGUUUGUCUGUUUUCCUUUAGAGAAAUGUGAAGCCUGUGAUAUAACAUUGAGGCAAAGUCUGGUGCCCGUUGGGCAGCCUCUUGCUAUUAAAUGUUCACUGGAAAACAGCUUGAAUUUUAAAAGCGGAGACUACGAUUUAACAUGGUAUAAAGUUGGAAACCAGACGUCUGUGCCUAGAGACAAACUUUCCAGAAUUCAUCAGCAGAAGAGUUUAAUUUGGUUUCUCCCUGCAAUGUUAGAAGAUUCUGGAGAUUAUGAAUGUGUCAUAAGGAAUUUGACAAGCUGCAGCAAAAUGCGUACAAAAGUAACAGUUUUUGAGAGGGUUGAUGGUUUAUGCUUAAAUGAAAAAUUUGCUGUAGAGGAGGUGAUAUUCACGUUAUCAUCUGCAAGAGUUGUGUGUCCACACUUGGAUUAUUUCAGGGAUGAGAAGAAUACCAUGCCUGUUAGUUGGUAUAAGGAUUGUCAGCUACUGGAAGGGAAAAGGUUUUCCUCCUUAAACAGUGAUCUUCUCAUUUUCAAUGUGACUUUACAUGAUAAAGGAAACUAUACGUGCAAAACAUCAUAUAGCUACAAUGGAAAACAAUAUAACAUUUCACGAGACAUCAGUCUAUCUGUAGAAGUGAGCCCACCAGAAAUGCCCCCAGAAAUAUCUUAUCCAAGAAACAACUCCAUUGAAGUGGAACUUGGCUCACAGGUUACAGUGGAUUGCAAUGCAACAGGUGCUGCUGGGUAUGAGGUGCUUUGGACAGGCAACGAUGGGUAUGCUGAUGUAUUUAAUAUGAGCAGAAUUUUUACGAAGCCCUAUGAGGAAGAAACUUCCCGUGAUGGACGCCCCGUGCAUACUGUGAAGCUAAUAAUAUCAGAAGUGUAUGAUGAAGAUUAUGAACAACCGUUUGUCUGUCAUGCUUCAAAUGCCUUUGGGGAGGUGGCAUCCUAUAUCAAAUUAAAGCACAGAGUUCCUGAUUUACGGAGAUGGCUGAUUGGAGGCCUUAUCUCUUUAUUGCUUAUAACAAUCAUUACUUUAAUAAUCUACAAGAUUUUCAAGAUUGACUUUAUACUUUGGUAUCGUAAUUCAGGUUGUGCUUUCGUAAGUAAGGAAGAUGGGAAAAUCUAUGAUGCGUAUGUCUUGUAUCCAAAAGGCAAUGGAGGCGGCAGCUGCUAUCCGCUGGAAAGCUUUGUUCUUAAAAUACUACCUGAUGUUUUGGAACGACAGUGUGGAUACAAUCUCUUUAUAUUAGGAAGAGAUGAUUUAGCAGGGGAAGCUGUGGUCAGUGUUGCUGAUGAAAUCCUUAAGCAAAGCAGAAGACUGAUGAUUAUUCUGGGAUCAGAAACAUCUAGUUGCUGCCUAUUAGAAGACACCUCUGAACAACAGUUAACUAUGUAUAAUGCUCUCAUCCGUGAUGGAAUUAAAGUAAUUCUUAUAGAAAUGGGCAAAAUACAGGACUACACAAGCAUACCAGAAUCAAUCAGAUACAUUAAGCAAAAACAUGGGGCUAUCCAAUGGAAAGGGGACUUCUCAGAGAAAUCUCGUUCAUCACAUACAAGAUUCUGGAAGAAUGUACGCUAUCAAAUGCCACCCAGAAAAAAUAUAUCUUAUUCUGAAGUAUAUUUGUUGCCUAAGACUUUGACCAGUUCUCUAGCGUAAGGAAAUUAAGAUGUUCUUGGCUUAAUGCUACUGAGAAGGUAAUUUUGAAAUGUGUGUUUUCUGCACAAAUUCUGUAUAUUACAGACUGGACUUUUUCCUAGAGGAGUAAAAACUAUCCACCCGUCCCAUAAAUUACACCUUAAAACUAAAACUCUGUGCAACUUUAUUUCUGCUUAGGCUAUGGAUAGCAACAAAAUUUGUUGUGUUAGUCUUACACAGAUAUGUGAAAUACAUGUUGUUGAUGAUGGUAGACUGUUGUUCAUAUAAAAGUAAUAUCCACUAAAUCUAUUUGUUUUUUAAUCGAAACUGCGGUUGAUAAAUGAAAUUCUGAUUGCAAAAUCUGCAUUUUCCUAGUCAUUCUGUUACACUUCUUGUUGCCCCUCUGCGACAAGUUUGACUUCCUCGUUAUCACAAGAAUGAGGUAAUGCCUUGUGCAAGCUUUGAGGUCCCCCUCUGAGCAACAGGCUUCAUCCUUGCUCUUUGAAGUGGUGGAGAAAUGCAUGAUACAGCAGGUAUACUUAAUACUCCUCAAAGCACUAAAUGUGUUUCAGCUGAACAGUUGGAUACCAACUCUUUUAAGCAAAUGCAUUGCAAUCUGUGACCUUUCACACAAUUGUUAAAUAAUGCUGUGGUAUCUAGUCAAGGGGGUGUUUCUAAACUUUGUCCCUUGAAGUGGUCAGGAAACUGAAAAUAUUUGAGAUUUCUUGCAAACUGGAAACUUUCCAGACUCUGUUGCUACUCAGGAGAACAAGUGUUCUCAUUCUGUGUCUCAGCUGUGCUAACUACAAACAGGAAAUUCACUGAGGAUCUGUCAAAGGAUUUUCUUUGGGCUGGGCAUCCUGAAAGCCCAAAAUCUACAGCAGGAAAAGCAGGAAAGUCUGGCUGCAGUGCCCUGCGAAUUGUGGACUCGGGAAGCACUAGAUAUUCCCUAUCUGCCUAUCAUAAGGCAGCCUGCUCAGGAACCAGGCAUGCUUCCGUUAAAUGAAAUGAGUGGCUUGUUGAAUGGAAUGUUGAAUCACUGAAUUCCUUUAGAAACCAUGGACAUACAUCACUGGGUUAAAACAAACAUCCCCCCUA